Messenger RNA from Solanum lycopersicum (tomato), 2434 nucleotides. Its product is annotated as interactor of constitutive active ROPs 2, chloroplastic. NCBI's taxonomy places the organism in Eukaryota, Viridiplantae, Streptophyta, Magnoliopsida, Solanales, Solanaceae. The record is from RefSeq and is a predicted model, not a curated record.
ACAAAAAACUAUAGAGGGAGUGAGAGGAGAGUGAGAAAAAUUAAAGAGAAAUAGUGUGUGGUAGUGUUUUUCAUGGGGAACUGUGUACACUAUUACUCUCCUCUCCUUCUCAGGGGUUAUUGUAAGCUAAAAUCUUGAGCUCUUCACCUCACUUUUUUUCUCCUCUUUUAAGGGUAUACUUCUUUUCUUGGAGCUUGAGUGAACUUUAGUACAAAGCUCAUUUAGUUUCUCAUUUCUACAUUUUGCUGCUGAGAGGAAAUUGAUAUGCAGACACCAAAAGGAAGGACUGUUUCUGUGGAAGUGCCUCAAAGGAUAUCUGCUGCUACACUAAAGACAGCUCGAAAGCUCAGGACUCCAGGGUCAGAUGUUGAUUCUGUUUCAUCUCCGAAUCCAGCCAACAGGACACCUAAAGAUAGGAGUCCGAAAGUUGUUUGUCGCCGGUCACCACGGAGUCCAGUGAUAGAGAAGAAGCGUCCUGUCAAAGCAUCUGACUUGGAAACGCAGCUUGCUCAACUCCAAGAUGAGCUAAAGAAGGCGAAGGACCAACUCAGUUCUUCUGAAUCAUUGAAGAAAAGGGCUCAACAGGAUGCUGAUGAAGCUAAAAAGCAGCUUGUGGUCAUGUCAGGAAAGCUCGAGGACUCUAAGAAGCAGCUGCUUGAUCUCUCAGAUUCAGAAGAAGCUCGACUGCUGGAGUUGCGCAAGAUAUCACAGGAUCGAGACCGAGCAUGGCAAUCUGAGCUUGAGGCUAUCCAGAAGCAGCAUGAGUUGGACUCUGCUGCUUUGGCCUCUGCCAUGAAUGAAAUACAGAAACUUAAACUUCAGCUGGACCGAGUGGCUGAUUGUGAAGCCGCUCAAGCUCAUCAUGCUGAGUCAGCUUAUGUUGAGAUACAAAGCUUAAGGAUUGAACUUACAAAGACCCUUACAUUGGUUGAUAAACUGAGAAACCAGCUUAACGAUAGCAAGGAAUCUGAGGCUUGUUCAUUUGAAGAAGUGAGCAAAGCUCAGAUGCAGCUGGAAGUGGCCAAGAUAACCGAGGAUACUCUACGUUCUGAAGGUUUGAAAGCAAUGGAGGCUUGCAGGACCUUGUCUUUGGAGUUGGAAAAAUCAAAGGAUCGAGUAGCUUCAUUGGAGGAGCUUGUCAGAAAACUCCAGUCUGGUCCAGUAGACUCUUCCGAAAGUUCUGUAGCUGCUGAAGGAAACAGCUCAAAUGUAGAAGCUGAUAAACUAAACAUUGAGCUGAGUACCAUCCAAGUUGAGGUAAGUCAAUUAAGAGCUGCUUUGGAGGAUUCCGAGAGAAAGUAUCAGGAAGAAUACAUCCAGAACACCUUGCAGACACGAAGUGCUUAUGAACUGGUGGAGCGCACAAAAUCCGAAUCACUUCAGAGGGAGGCUGAAUGGGAAAGAAAACUAAAUGAAGCAAAAUCGGAAGUGGAAGAGUUGAAAGAAAAACUGAUGAAUGUUGAAGCUCAACUUGUUGAUAUUUCAGAUGUGAAUAAGGGGCUAAGUCUGCAUGUUGAGCAAAUGCAGUCAACUGAUAAAGAGUUUGAGUUAGCUGCUCAACUAAAGAACUCAGAGUCAGUUUUGGGAGAUCUGAGAGAAAAUCUAUUAGAUAAAGAGACAGAGUUGCUGAGUCUUAUGGAGGAGAAUGAACAGUUGAAGUCGGAAAUCAGUAAGAGGGAAUCGGAGAGUACCAAAGUUAACAACGAGGCACUUGCCUUAGUAGAAGAAGCAAAAACUGCAGAAAGAGAGGCCCUGAUGAAGCUGGGAGAUUUGACGGAGGAAGCAGACAAAAGCAGCAGAAAGGUAACUCGUGUCACUGACGAGCUGAAUGCAGCACAGGCUGCAAACUCGGAGAUCGAAACCGAGCUAAGGAGGUUAAAAGUGCAAUGUGAUCAAUGGAGGAAGGCUGCUGAAGCAGCUGCAUCUAUGCUUUCAACUGGAAACAACGGGAAAUAUGUCGAGAGAACAGGUUCUUUAGACUACCACACUAUCGGUGGAAAGCUUGGUUCACCACUCUUGGAUGACUUGGAUGAUGACUCGCCAAAGAAGAAGAACAACAACAUGUUGAAGAAACUCGGUUUUUUAUUGAAAAAGGGACAGAAGUAAAUAACGCGCUAUCGUGCAGGUUGCUUUCACAUGAUCAUUGUUCCAAUUCUUCAGUAAUCUUGAUCAUGUAAACAUUUUUCAUCAUUUGUUAAUAAAUCUACUAAGUUUCCUUCUCAGGACUUGCUGAGCUGAUUCAGCCUUCAUGGAAUUAAUCGUUUUCGCGGAUUUUUGUAUAGCUGUUUGGAAAUCUCCAGUUUGUAUGGCAAUUGUUAUUUUUAGAUACAGACUGUUGUAUUUUCCAAGUAUUUGUUGCAAGUGUAAUGAUAGCUAUGAGAGAUGAUUAAUGGUAAAAUUUGCUCUUUCAUGUCAUAGAUGACAUUUUUUUUUA